This is a messenger RNA of Colletotrichum aenigma, 3123 nucleotides long. It is a transcript of the gene myo-1, whose product is annotated as Myosin-1. The coding region runs from base 1 to 3123 and encodes 1040 amino acids. Lineage: Eukaryota; Fungi; Ascomycota; Sordariomycetes; Glomerellales; Glomerellaceae. The transcript is spliced from 3 exons. The record is from RefSeq and is a predicted model, not a curated record. Gene Ontology annotation, molecular function: protein binding; DNA binding.
AUGAGCGAAGGUAUCAAGGAAGUGGUCGUUGAGGUGCUUACCGGCUUCAAUCGCCUUUCAAAAAGUAUUCAAGAGUCCGACGACACCUCGCUUCGAGUAUCACUCCCUCCGAAGAUCGACGAUGAGCUGGCUCGAUUCAAAGUCUGGGCCGGAAAUAGCGGCGCGCACCGAAAUGGUCGAGCUUCUCUCGAGCACCGCCUCCGUGAAGCGUCUCAUGUUCGACAACAGGUCCUAAGGCUCCUGAGUGGCCUCAAAGAUUCUCUCGAAGACGCGGCAGACAUCAUGAACGGAAAAGCAACUCCGUGGGAGGAGAUGGAAGACGACGAAGAGCCCCUAGAUGAUCUUGAGAUGGAGACAGAAAUGGAGCAAAUUACGCUGGAUGUUACAGAGUUAGUCGACUGCCUCCUCCGUCUCAGCGUCUCUAUCCAGAACCCGGCACCUCAUGAUCGCUUCAUGUCUUCCACUUUUACAGACGCAUCCGCGUAUGAGGACUUCGAUAUUCAACACGUUCAAGCCAAGUUUCAAGACAUUGACGAAGACCUUGCCCAGCGUCUGGGCAAAGCCAUGUCUCGAAGGCGCCAGUACUUCAAGUACAGGGAGGCCCAUCAUCAGAAGCUUUCACAUGAGUUAAAGACGCUGAAGGAAUAUCGGCGACAUGUCGGAAAUCACCAACAAGACCUCGCUCUAUUUGUCUUGCCCCACGCCGACUGUGAUAACGAUGAUACUCAAGAGGUUCUUUCACGAAGCGAAUCUGGUACAGGUUUGAGCGUUCGCGUUCUAGAGCGAGAAACACUUAACAAGACGUCGCUACAAGACGAUUUUGAGCACCACGGGUCUGGCUCCGGCCAUAUUGUUGGCGGACUCGAGAAUCCCAUCACAGAGCUUGGUUCUGUAAAAGCAAAGACCAGCGAUCGAUUUUUCGACUUAGAUGACCUUUCCAAAUGCGUACAAGAAAAGGGUGGGUAUGCGACAGUGACGAAGAACAACCUUUGGAAUGACGUUUGUGCAUCCCUCGGUGUAGACAGUGAUGAAGAGACUACAGUCAAACGCACUUACGCAACGUAUCUACUGGAGUAUCAAGAUGACUUGGCAAAAGCCAAUUCUCCACAUGGCAAGAGUCCGGAGGGAUUCAAUUCGGGAAAGAACGUAGAAGCAUUGGUCUCUACUUCCGAGAAAAACACAGCAUUACACAGGACUUCCUCGGACGUCGAGUCUGCUCACUCCAUUGAGUUCUCGGGCGACAUUCCCGCCGAUAAUGAUCAGGCAAUCACCUCUGUGGAACGCGUUACAGACAUCGACACCAGCCUGCAGAAAGGAAACAUCGUCCGCCAGUUAGCCGCAAAGAAUGGAAGAGAAGCAGAGGAAGAUGAAAAUGUUGAGAACGUUACGUCGUACGAGAGCUCUCACGACGCCCAAGCCAUCGACGAUUUCGAGCCAAAGCAGAUCGAGCCCACCACUCGAAGAUCCCCCAACCACUCAGAGCUUGAAAUCAUGAGUCCUUCGUCUCUUUUCGACAAGAAGUCAACCGCUUUUGGCGCAGAUGUCUUGGACUACUUUGUGUUAUCGGAACGGCUAUCACAGGAACACGGUCAAGCUCUGGAGCGGAACCGGCCGAGUUCGGCCAUGGGGAUUAUCACAACAUCCCAGUCUUCGUCUGCCUCUUCGUCGUACGACGAGCCGUCCUGGAAAGACUUAAGAGAGAAGAGUGAUUCUCCCACCAACUAUGAGAAACAAAUCAACUCUGUAAUACCGAGCUUGCAGAGACAACAGUCCUUUGACAGUGAUAAAGGGAACCGGCUAGCUCAAAGAACGUUGAGAAGGGCGAGCGACGACUCGUCUGGCAUCGACAUUGGUACUUCGAGGGAAUUCACAGAAGACCGUUUGAAGUCUCUCAGCAUUGAUGCUGGCCCUGGUAACAAGCGUCGAGCAUCCUCUCCGCCGGACGCAGACAAUGUCCUUGACUCCGCGUCCCUCAAAUCGGAGCCCGUAACGAGCGAAACUAGAGCUGGAAGCUCUCAAGUCUCAUUAGCAGAGGCAUUGGGUGAAGACACAGAGACAGACAACAAACGCACAAAAGCAAAGGUGCUCUACGAUUUCACUGGAAAUACACCGAACGAACUCACGGUGGAAAGCAACGAUCUUGUCGACAUCCUGCAUCAGGGUGACAAAGGUUGGUCAUUGGCGAUGAACGAGAAGCAGCCGGGGCCUGCCUGGAUACCUACUGCUUACGUCGAAGAGCAGACGACUGCUACAGAUGAACAAUCUUCUGAGGAAAGCAAUCACACAGAAGAGAUGCCAGAAGCCCAAGAGAAGCCAGAAAGACAGAGUCGUCCAUAUACUUCCGUAGCUGAAGUCGACGAAGCUGUUUUAGAGGAGAAAAUCCCGCAGCCGCCGUACUUUCAGCAUACAAUGACGAGACCCCCCACCUACAGAACACCAUCAAUUGCUGAUGAUGCAAAGGGUUCCAGGCCUCGAGCGCCCGUCGAGUCAGCGCGUGGGCCCAUAUGGAGAGACGCAUUGAAAAGGUUCAGCGAGGACGUUUCGCGACGGGGUCGAGGCAGAGAGCCUUUGCCAGCACAAUAUUCACAACAAGCUUCCUAUUUCGAGGCUCCAAAGUUCGACUCUUCAGCCCAGUUCAAGCCUCACCUCGCAAAUAGGUUUCAGAAGCCACAAUCAUUCCGAGAUUCUUAUGAUGCAGGCUCUGUCGAGCCCUUAACUGCCGAAACCCUCAAAAGGUCUCAGAGAUACCAUACAAGCUUCUCCAGCGAUGGUGGCCGUUACGAGAGCCAUUACCGACAGAGCGCCUCGACACGGGCAACGCGAGGUAGUACUAUCGGAGACGAGGAUAUCACCAUCAAAGUAACUGGUAGUGCAGUCCUCAAAAUUGGCGCCGCCGGAAUUCAGUGCCAGGAUGGCGGUGAAAUCAACAUUAAUCGAGAUAGUAGCCCUGGUCGUAGCGGAAGCAUCAUCUCUCAGCCAAGCCGUUCUGAUCGUGGUGAAAGUCCACCGAGCCGAAGGGUAGCACGGCCGUUGCCUGUCCGGGCCCGCGCUGAUUCAGGGGAUGGUCGUAACCAGGAUGGCGAAGAUGAAUACGUGCCUCAGGCCAAGCCACCUUUCUUCUAG